AUGGCGGGGUACGGGGAGGAGAACCAGAACGGCAUGAACGGGUACGAGGAGGAGGAGGAGGAAGAGGAGGUGGAGGAGGUCGAGGAAGAGGUGGAGGAGGAGGAGGAGGAAGAGGAGGAGGAGGAGGGGGCUGAUGCCACCGCCGCGGCUGCCGAUGCGGCGGAGGAGGUUGCAGAGGAGAGGCGAGGCGGAGGUGGAGAAGUGGAGGGCGUCGGCAAUGGCGAGGAAGCGGGGAGGACUGCGGGUGGUGGAGAGGGCGGUGAUUCGUCGGGGAAAAUUUUUGUUGGAGGUGUAGCCUGGGAGACAACUGAAGAAUCGUUCACCAAGCAUUUUGAGAAAUAUGGAGCUAUAUCUGAUUCUGUGAUCAUGAAAGACAAGCAUACAAAGAUGCCUCGUGGAUUUGGUUUUGUUACAUUUUCGGAUCCAUCUGUUAUUGACAAGGUUCUGCAAGAUGAACACACUAUAGAUGGAAGAACAGUUGAAGUUAAAAGGACUGUCCCGAGGGAGGAAAUGUCGUCGAAAGAUGGUCCUAAAACGAGAAAAAUCUUUGUUGGUGGUAUUCCACCAUCUCUUACUGAAGAUAAAUUGAAGGAGCAUUUCUCUUCAUAUGGGAAGGUAGUUGAGCAUCAGAUAAUGCUUGACCAUGGCACUGGGCGGUCACGAGGCUUUGGCUUUGUCACAUUUGAAAAUGAGGACGCUGUUGAAAGGGUUAUGUCAGAAGGGAGAAUGCAUGAUCUUGCAGGGAAACAGGUUGAAAUAAAGAAGGCUGAGCCUAAGAAACCUGGCGGGGGUGAUUCUAGCUCUAAUGGGAGACAUAGUCACGGGAGUGGUGGUGGCCACCGUAGUUCUUACCGUGGUAGUGGUGGUGGCAAUUCUGGAAGCAGCAGCAGCGGUGGCUAUGGUGGAUAUGGUGGUGGCUAUCGGUCAGCUGCUGCAGCUUAUUACGGUAGCACAGGUUAUGCUGGCUAUGGCAGAGGUUAUGGAUAUGGAGGUAACCCCGCAUUUGGGUCAGGCUUUGGCUCUGGCUAUGGUGGUUCAAUGUAUGGAGGUCCAUAUGGUGCCUAUGGUGCAUAUGGUGGUGCCUAUGGAGGUGGUGGUGCAUAUGGUGCACCGGGUGGCUACGGUGCAGGAGGAUAUGGUGCUUAUGGCGGAGCUGGAGGUAUGGGCGGUGGUGGGAGCACAAGUGGUAGAGGCUCGAGCAGAUACCACCCGUACGGAAAAUGAGCAUAAGAUCAUUGUGGUUUUUUAGAACUGAUAAUAAAUCUAUACCUUUACAUUAUUCCCAUUUUCUGCUUUGAGAAAGUUGGAACAUUACAUUCACCGUGUUGAACCAGCGGCAUCAGACGUGUUCUUUGAUGCUUUGCAUUGCAUCGCAUCCGGCAACUAGUACAUUGAUUCUGUCCGCUGAACCCUGAACCUCUGUAGAAGCUACAGCUAAAACAAUGUUGUAUCAUUAGUUUACCAUGCAGCCUUAGAACCCUUGAAACUAAACUUUGUGGUAGGAAGAAUAUUUGUGUGUUGGAACAAUGUAUCGUGAUGUAACACUCUCAAUGAGCAGCUAACUGUUGCCAGUUUGGCUUAUAUGUAGGGAGACUCAAAAAUCAUUUGACAUAUGAUUCUCAUUUUUUAGUUCGA
Messenger RNA from Oryza sativa Japonica Group (Japanese rice), 1635 nucleotides. RefSeq lists its product as uncharacterized. Gene Ontology annotation, molecular function: RNA binding. Gene Ontology annotation, cellular component: nucleoplasm; chromatin. The record is from RefSeq and is a predicted model, not a curated record. Gene Ontology annotation, biological process: regulation of gene expression. Lineage: Eukaryota; Viridiplantae; Streptophyta; Magnoliopsida; Poales; Poaceae.